Messenger RNA from Melanotaenia boesemani (Boeseman's rainbowfish), 1156 nucleotides. RefSeq names its product mitochondrial ribosomal protein S21 (gene mrps21). Lineage: Eukaryota; Metazoa; Chordata; Actinopteri; Atheriniformes; Melanotaeniidae. Gene Ontology annotation, cellular component: ribosome. Gene Ontology annotation, biological process: translation. The transcript has 2 exons. Gene Ontology annotation, molecular function: structural constituent of ribosome. Bases 31 to 294 code for a protein of 87 amino acids. The record is from RefSeq and is a predicted model, not a curated record.
GACCGGAAUUGAGCAAACACCCAACUCAUCAUGGCGAGGCACCUACGUUUCAUUUCCCGGACAGUUAUGGUGGAAGAUGGGAAAGUUGAUGCAGCUUACAAGACAUUAAACAGGGUGCUGGCUCGGGAUGGGGUUAUUGACACGGUGAAGAGAAAGCGCUACUUCGAAAAGCCCUGCCAAGAGCGACAGCGGAAGAACUAUGAGAACUGCCGCCGCAUAUACAACGUGGAAAUGGCCCGGAAAAUUGCAUUCAUCUCCAGGACAAACAGAGAUGAUCCCUGGCUUGGCUGUUAAGAUGAUGGAGUGUGUUAAGAGUAGACUUCUACAUUAAAGUGGAAGAAAAAAAAAGCCUAACUAAGGGUCUCUUUUACAUUUAAAGGGACUUACUGAUGAAAGAAGCUGUCAAGAUUGUUAUGAUGUCUGGAGGGAAUGUUUGUAGAUAUGCAUUUGUUGUAAAGUUAAUUCCUUUACUAAAUUUUGUCUGAAGAUUUUAUGAAGGGCAAUUAAGAUAUGUGUAUUUUCUGUCUUUCUAAUUACUGUGCCCGGUAUUCAUCAUAAGUUUUUAUUUAAACAACAAAAAAGUUGGUUUAUACUCCAAACAUGUCUGUAUACAGCAUGAUGUGACAUUUGCCUACAAAUUUGCUCGAGGAAGUUCAGACUAUGUUGAAGAUGUUUGUGAUAAUGAGAUCUUGGCUAAACAGCUGCUUGCUGUACAUUAAUUCAGAUCCCUUCUGCACACUGUGUUGUUGUUGUCACACUAACUCCCUUAAGUGAGACUCACCAGCCAUGCACGUCUGUCGAAGCUUGAGCUUUUGCCAUGGUAUGAGUCUUGGAAGUGGGACAGCCCCAAAGAUUUCUCUUAUUGCAAAAUUCCUACACAGCAUGGAAUUCGUAUUGAACAAUUUCCACAUUUGUGAAGAAAACAAAUCUUUCCAUUUUGUGUUUCUAAAAAAUGUUGAUAAAGGCAGAUUUUUUUUAAGCUGCCAAUUAGUCUUCUGUCAUUGAAAGAUUGUCAAAAAAAUGUGGCAUGUGAUAAUCCUGUGCAGUUCUACCUCGAUGCUUGUGUGUACCAGCUUGCGAAACAGCUGAUUCAAAUAUAGCUAAGUCAUAUAACUGAGUCACUGUCAUAAAAAUAAACAUUGCUAAAGACUGCCCC